UCCGCCUCCGAACCGGAAAAAGGACGAGUCUCCGUGGCAACACGCUCCCUCCUCCUCUGGGAAAGGCCGGCGAGAGAAAGGGAAAAGCCGUCCGGGCACAAACACAGCUCGUUGCGCGGAACGUUCCGCCCAGGAGCCGUUAUGGAGCAGAGCCCCGGCCAGAGUGAGGGGGAGCAGGUGUCUUUCGUGGUCCGGGAGACGGGAGGGAGCGGAGUUCGUUUGCCGCCCCGCGUCCUUGACUGCUUUCCUGUUUCUGCUUCCCUUUCAGGUCGGCCCCCGGACGCGCGCGGCGGCGGCUGGUCCUGCUGCCCAGUGUGGAGCCUUCCGCGGGGCUUAGCCCUGGGCCCUUCCCUCUCCGCCGAGAGGGGCCUUGGGGUGUGGUGUGUGGGGAGCCCCUUGCAGCCGGGGGCGCUGCUGCUCCUGCUUGGGCCGGAGGAAGAGGAGCAGGAGGCGGGCGCCUUCCCGGCGGAACUUCCACCAGCUUGCUGGAAAGAGGCUUCUGCUUGCAACAGGAUAGCAAGCUGGAAAAGCUUGGUGAAGCAAAGCCGGGAUAAAGAUGAGGCAAAUGUGGCAUUAGUAUGGAUCAAUGGGGAGCUCCACAUCCGAGUAUGCUGUCCCGUUGCAGCUGGCACUGAACUGCUGUACUGGUUCACAGAGGCCAGUCCUGCUUGCCUGGAAAAGAAUGCACCAGCAAAUAUAUCAGAUGGGGUAUUUGUCGCACAGAGGAAAAUGGUAGAGGAGCAGCUAGCUAAGACCACCACUGUGGAAGCAAAGACUUUGACACAGAAAGGAGAUGCUUCCCUAGAUGGCGAUGCAAUAGAUUCUUUUGCAGUGCUGGAAGAGGUGAUUUCUUUGAGAAGUGCACAUGGUGAAUCAGAAUGUUUAUCAUGCCAGAGUACAUUUGAUCAAAUAUCUGAAGGUGCUCUUGAUAUCCCCAAGGUUGUGGAGCAGAAAGCCAGAGCCCAUUGUCUUCCUUUGCUGGAUAAGAAGCUGCCAGUCAAGCAGCCUCCUGGCCUGGAAAGUGAUCACAAGAAAAGGACUGGAAAUGGGUCCCUGCAACGUGAGGUCAGGGACUCCAAGGAGCAGCAUGGAGAGAAGCAGCCCAUUGUGAGCUGCUCUGUGGCUGAGGAGGGUGGAAGUAAAGAGGAUGAUGUGCUGCAUCCUCAAACAGAGCAAGUGAAUGAGACACUAUCCAAGGUAAAACCAACUGACAUUUGUUCACAUCCACCCCCAUCCAGUGCAAUUCAACCCAGUGCUCACUUGGCUGAGAAGGUGGAGGUGUUGAGGGGCCAAUCUUGUGCUGAAGGAGCCCCCAGUGGAUGUGCCAUGUCUACACCCAGGGACAGAGUGGAGGAGCAGAGUGAAAGUCCUAAGCAGGAGGAAGUGUCUCCAAGCAACAUUGGUAGUGCUCCACAGAUCAAGGAGGCAGACCACGAGCGACGAUACCGGUGCAAAGAGUGUGGCAAAGCCUUCCUGCAGCUUUGCCACCUGAAGAAGCACCACUUUGUGCAUACUGAUCACAAACCGUUCCUGUGCACAGAGUGUGGCAAGAGCUAUAGCUCAGAAGAAAGCUUUAAAGCGCACACACUGGGCCACCGAGGGGUGCGGCCAUUCCCCUGCCCACAGUGCCACAAGAGUUAUGGCACCAAACGGGACCUUCAAGAACACCAGGUGCUGCACACAGGCCAGCGCCCUUUUGUAUGCCCUGACUGUGGGAAAUCCUUUGCCCGUCGGCCCUCUCUCCGGAUCCAUCGCAAAACUCACCAGGCUAAGGAGCCAAGGCCAUCUGCUGCCGCCGCCUGCCAGUGUGUGAUAUGCGAGCGGCAGCUGGCCAACCCUGGGUCAUUGCGCAACCAUAUGCGGCUGCACACAGGGGAACGCCCAUAUACCUGUCCCUACUGCCCCAAGUCUUUCCGACAGCAGGGCAAUCUCCGUGGGCACCUUCGCUUGCAUACAGGGGAGCGCCCUUACUGCUGCCACUUCUGUGGAGAUGCCUUCCCGCAGCGCCCUGAGCUGCGCCGUCACCUGAUCUCCCACACAGGUGAGGCUCACCUGUGCACAGUGUGUGGGAAAGCACUGCGUGAUCCCCACACGUUACGGGCUCACGAACGUUUGCAUACAGGCGAGCGCCCUUUCCGCUGCCAUCUGUGCCCCAAAUCCUAUCCUCUGGCCACAAAAUUGCGACGCCACCAGAAAGCCCACCACGCUGACAAACCACACCAGUGCCAAAUUUGUGGCAUGGGCUACACCCUCCCCCAGAGCCUGCGACGUCACCAGCUUGAGCACAAAGGAAACCUAGACGGAGAUCCAUCCAAAAGGGGCACGAAAGCCCCCCAGGAGCUGCUAGCUUCAGAGCAGCCAGCUGUGCUGGUAGUGCGCUCUGUGGACACGGCAGUGCCUGGAAACCACACAGAGCUCCUUAUCACCAAUGAUGGGCACUAUGUUACUGCACAGCAGAGCUCUGCCGAGCACAAGAAUGUCAUUGAGAUUGCUGUCUCGGACACGGAGAAAGAAUGCAUCAUUGUGCAGGAGCAGGGCUCCGCCAGUGACAUGUUCAUUAUUCAAGAGGGUGUCAGUUUUAGCACAGUGGCGGAGGUGGUGGAGGUGGGGACAUGACCGUCAAUCUUUUUGCAGAUGUCAUUAAAACAUCUUUGGAAAUCUAAAUGUGCUUUUUCUAUGUGCUUACAAGAAAACAGCAUGUGGGUUAUUAUUAUUUUUAUUUUGCAGUAUUCUAUUUUUAUGGGAAUAACUUCUUGAGGCAAAUCUGAUACAUCUAUCCAAGUUUAGUGGCCAGUUCUUUAGCCUUGGUUUUUUCAAGCUUAGCAAUGCAGGCCACUGACUUUGGCCCCAGAAGAUUGCCACCCCAGUGACGACGAAUCUCAUCUUAUCUCUCAUUGUAGUUGGUCUUGACAGCUUCCACGAGUUUAGCUAGAUGAUUUCCACCAUCAUUUCCAAAGCCCAUAAGCCUGGGCAAAAGGGUCUGCCUGGUAGAUCAGGUUAUGCCUGGAAGAAAGCCUUCACUAAGCAUCUCUUAUAUACUAUCAAAAUUUGUUUCAAAUUGAUCCAGUGUCAGGAACUGCACCGGUUCUGCUUGUGUGUUACAUAUGUUUAGUGAACACUUGGCAAAACUGAGUGAGUGGUGAAGAAUCUGCAGACUUCCACAUGGUUAUGCACAUAUGGUCCAAGAAUUAAUGCAAUAGAAAGUAUGGAAGUAUAUCUUUUUUUAAAGUAAAAGAGCAGUUUUCUGAGGUGUGCAAGGAUUGUGUCAACACCAGUGAGGGUUCAAAGUUCUUUAGCUUCAAGGAUAUAAAUAACAGGAAGCUACUGCUCCUGACUCAUUUGCCCAAACUGUGCUUAGAUGUGCUUUAACUUGAUACUUGCUGCAUCUGAGUAGGGGAUGGAAGCCAUCAGAUGCCUGCUUUAAUUACAGUUAAUGACAGCAUUGGCUAAGAUCCAACUCCCACAUUAUCUUGGUGAUGUAAGCAGCUCUCAAAAACAUUGUGGUGGUAGCACAUGCAGUCAAUUGUGUGACUCAGACGGAACAUAUAGGUGCUUCUUUUGCCAGUUAUACCUCUCCAUGGGCUUGUGCUGGUGAUGCUGUGAUAGUCACCAUGCAAUCUAGCCAAAUUGUGGUUGUUGGUUAUGUAUAUUACCAUGAUGUGGAGUCCUGACUGCCCAGAGACAUUUGUUUGAUACCUACCAAGACAGUGUUUGGGUUUUGCCCAAGUCAACACAUUGCAGUCUGAGUGAGAAUUGUAGAUCCCAGGGUGGAUGCAACUAUAGUCCAAAGGUUUGCUUUUAAAAUCAAACCAAUUCAUUGGAUCUGGUAAAAUAUCAUCUCAGCAGUUGCAUAUGAUACCUGUGUUGCUGGAUUAGACCACUUCAUACUGCAGGAGCAAGAUUCAAAUGGUAACAGUUUUCAUUCACAUGGAAGUAAAUCAGUGAGGAAGAGCUUUGCUAUGCUUGUAAUGCAUUUCAUUAUAUAAAAACAAUGACAAAUGAAAAUGGUGCUUAAUUACAUUGUCUUGUUUUAACAUAGUACUUUGCCAAAUUUUCUACUUUUCUUUUGUUUAGCUUUUCCCUGACAGUGAGUAUCAGAGACUUCCCGUCAGGAGGUCAUGUUGCACCAUAGUGUUGCAAUGUAUAGUUAGUAGUUUUGGGCCAAGCUAAUUUGAAUUAAUAUUGGAUGGGAUUUUUUUUAUUUUUCCAUUUUUGUAUCACUUUAUUUAGUUGUAUUCACUACUUGAGAGUAAUUUUCUUCUUCCCAGCAUCCUGCGGUGAUAGGCCAGCCGGGUAUUUUAACACAUAAGAAACUGAGCCAAGAGAGUCUGAAUUGCCCAAAGCCAAAUCAAAACUUCACGGCUGGGUAGAAAUUGGAUUGCGAGUGUCUGUGGUCCAAUAUGAAUUUUAAGAGAGUCCUUCCUUAGUGCUUUGCUAUUUCCAGAAAAUACAUUGAGGUUUGCACUUGGGUUUAUUCAUUCGCUAGGUGGCUCCCAUUGUCAACAACAUAAUUUAUUAUAUACUGUAGUUACAGUCUCUGCAAAGUGGUGUUCAUUUACCACAUGCUUCCUUCUUGGAUACUUAGGAUGGGCCAGCUGUCAUUUGGUGCUGGUAGCAAUAGGUCACAUAACUACACUUGUUGCUUUUCCUAUGUGUCUGCUACCCCCACAUGUUUUGAUAAAGUAAGCAGAUGCUUGAGAUUACAGUACUGACUUCCUACUGUUGGGCUCACCCAGUGGUACAUUUACAAGCAGUCACAAAGGGAGCAGCCUUUUGAGGCAGUAGGAUUUUGAGCAGUGAUCUAGAAUGGCUGGCAUGUAUGUUUUUUGUCUUUUCCAAGAGAGUGGUGCAGCUUUUGCAUGUAUCAAUAUUGACACAGCUGCAAAGUGACUUGCUGAUGCCAAAACCAAGGAAAUCCGCGCAUGAGUCAAAAUAUCAGUCUUCCGUCAUUGCUGAUGUGGUGUCAAGCACGUUUGUUGGUUGCACUGAUCCCAACCAAUCACGGAUUAGAGGGAGGUGUCUUAUGCCAGUCUUUUAAGCAUAUGCACUUGUUUGCAUGGUGCACAUGGUUUGAUAACAAGGGGUUGGGAGUCCUGUGAUAAUGCCUCAGACAAAAAGACACUCUGAGCCACUCAUGUAAGAGCAUGAACGCACAAGAUCGUUUACUAUCUUUUGUGUCACAUGUUUAGAAGGUGGCGAGAAUUAAGCAGACUUGGGUACCAGUUUUUUAAGUUACGAAGUUAUUGCAAAGACCAGCCUGAAUGUAAACAAGUCAAGGAGAGGUAGAGCCAAACGGAGAUAGCCUCUCAGCUGAGAUAUUUGAGUGGCACUGCUUCCCAUCUUUCUCUCUGCUGCAACCUGAUGGAUUGGCAGUUAUUAAUAUUUACUAGAACAGGGGUCCCCCAAACUAAGGCCCGGGGACCGGAUGCGGCCCAAUCACCUUCUCAAUCCAGCCCGCGGACGGUCCGGGAAUCAGCAUGUUUUUCUACAUGAGUAGAAUGUGUGCUUUUAUUUAAAAUGCAUCUCUGGGUUAUUUGUGGGGCCUGCCUGGUGUUUUUACAUGAGUAGAAUGUGUUCUUUUAUUUAAAAUGCAUCUCUGGGUUAUUUGUGGGGCAUAGGAAUUCGUUCAUAUAUUUUUUCAAAAUAUAGUCCGGCCCCCCACAAGGUCUGAGGGACAGUGGACCGGCCCCCCUGCUGAAAAAGUUUGCUGACCCCUGUACUAGAAAGAGAUUGUAGCAGAUGUUAUAAGGUGGAAAGGGGACUUGUUCAGGAAGUUAGAAAUGCUGAAUUAAGGAGGGCUACCAGUCUGAUCUCAGCCUUCACAAAGGUUCAGGUUUGAGAAGAUAUUACAGGAAGCAGUGCUGUAGUCUUGACAGCUUGUGAAUGUUCUCCAAAAGUUUCCCUUCAUACAUGGGCCAGAACUCUUUGUCUGGAUGUUCUCCUGAACUCAGGCUCUGCCUAAAUAUCCCAGUAUGCUAGACCCAGAACUGGACAUUUCUCAAAUCUCUUUGCUUUAUUGUGUGUUAGAAAGAGACUCUGUGUUCUUCAAACUCUGCAAUCUGUUGGAGGCGGGGACUGUGCAAUUGCUCUUUGUACAAGUGGCCAAAGAGUCACUUCCCAGCUACCCUAAUGCUAAUAUUUACUUGCCUACGAUGGAGAUAACAAAUACUGACUAGAAGACCAUUACAGAAGAGAGACAGAGAAGAGCAAGAGAAAGGGGCCUGAGAUUGAUAGUUCUCUAAGCUCCUCCUACACUUACAGUUUGUCUCAGAUGAGGAUGGGGUAGGGACCUGUUUUACUAAACGGUGGACUAAUUUGGAAUCUCCAAAGACCUAAAUUCCAAGUGAUGAAUUUGAUGUUGCUGAUUUCUUUUGAUGAAGAGUAUAUGGCUCAGAUUAUGGCCUUAGGCUACUACUAAGAAUUUCAAGAUCUAACUGUACUGGCUCCUAAUUUAAUUAUUUUAUCAAUGAGACUCAUCUCAAUAAAUCUGAAGAUAAGAAUUGCUUUGCUGGAUUUAUCAAGUCCAGCAUUCUGUUUCUAGUAGCCAGUCAGAUGUCUCUAGAGCUCAUAAGCAAGGUAAUAGACACUCUGUGGUGUUUUGUUCAUCUGAUAGAGCUGUGCUGCCCCUUAAAAUGGAGGUUCUAUUUAGCCAGGGCUAUUUUCAGGGGAAACUCACUCGAACUCAGUUCUGGCACCUGUCAGGCCUUUGCCAUACUAAGAGAAUGAGGGAGGCAUUCAUGGUGAGUUCCGGCAUCUCUUUUUCAGAAGUGCCAAGCUGCUAGCUCCCCACACCUUAUUGUCUUACAUUAUGUGUGAAGAAGUGCUUCCUUUUUAAGUCCUGGACCUAGUCCCAGUCAGCUGCACUGAGUGUACAUAAGUGUUAAUGAAAGCAGAAUACAUUUUGCUCUAGCUGCUCGCUCCAAGCUUUCAUGAGUUUACAAACUUCUGUAUUCCUUCUUAAAGUAAAACCCUAUGUUCUCAAGCCUUUCUUCAUUGAAGGGUGCUAUGGGCCUUUGAGUUUAGCUGCUUUUCCAUACUCAUUUGAACCCAAUGAAGUUUUUGUAUUCAAUUUUGUAUAUUGUAUUCAAUGAAUAUUGAAUAUCGUGUUCAGUGAAUACAAUAGUUAUUCAUCUGUAUUCACCUUACAGGACUUGCACUACAAACUUGAAGAGUUUAUGACAUGCAUCUGUUUGAAAAUUACGUUUACUCAUUAAAAGUGGCUGGUCAAUAUACCAAAUAUUUGUUUUAAGUUCAUUUACCUGUAUGUCCAAACCACAAUUAAAUGGGAAAUUUUUUAAAAAAAUACAAAUGAACCGAAACAGGAUGCAAAUAUUUAAUGACUUGACUCCUUGGUGUCUUCCAUCUGUUCUGACUUCUUGGACUCCUCUCCAGCACACACAUAAUCAAGCACCUCUCUUUGGGCAUUCAGAAAGGAGUCAUGGGGAUCUCAUUGGAUAUUUUGCUGAGAGACAUCCAAGAAUCAAAGAAUUAUAAAUUGUGGAAGGGAGAAGAAACUCAUUCAGUCACUCAAUGUAUUCUAGAACAGGAUCACAGAAGUAAAGACAGGGAAUAGACCUUUUGGCAUCUGGAUUAAAUAUCUAGAACAGGAGGAUUUCCUAAACAAAUGGCAGUUCCCUUAUUUUAAGCCAGGAUAGCCAAAUGUCCUCUGCUUUAUGAAAUAAUGACGUAAUAAUAUGACAUGCAUAUUGUUUCCUAAUGUCAGUCCAUGUUUAUUUGGUGUUCUGAGACCACAAACAAUCUAAACGUAUGGAUGGAAUUGUUCUUGUUCCAUUGGUUGCU
Messenger RNA from Zootoca vivipara (common lizard), 7800 nucleotides. RefSeq names its product zinc finger protein 408 (gene ZNF408). Gene Ontology annotation, biological process: regulation of transcription by RNA polymerase II. The record is from RefSeq and is a predicted model, not a curated record. Gene Ontology annotation, cellular component: nucleoplasm. NCBI's taxonomy places the organism in Eukaryota, Metazoa, Chordata, Lepidosauria, Squamata, Lacertidae. Gene Ontology annotation, molecular function: RNA polymerase II cis-regulatory region sequence-specific DNA binding; DNA-binding transcription repressor activity, RNA polymerase II-specific.